Molecule: messenger RNA, 1620 nt
Organism: Stylonychia lemnae
Lineage: Eukaryota; Ciliophora; Spirotrichea; Sporadotrichida; Oxytrichidae
Source: the annotation of a GenBank genome assembly
AUGUCAAACUUGAAAAUAUCAAAAUACAGUUAAAACGCCCCAACCUCUCAAACUACUACAUCUUUUGGAGGUCCAUAUGGUCUAUAAUCUAAUUUGCCACCUCAUGCAGCUACUCAAUCUAAUUUCAUAGCUAAUGGGUAAUAAAAAUCAAGGCGGCUUUAGAGUGAUUAAAACAGGGCUAGUGGAACAGGAGUUCAAUUGAUGAAAGGAAUUAAGAGUAAAGCGAUAGUGCUGAACGACAGUUAACAAGAAAAAAGCUAAGCAGCUGAUUUGAUGAAAAUUUUUGGAAACGAGAGAAAUUUCCAAUUGAUAAAAUCACUCAUGGAUACAUCAUAAGUGAAAGGAACUCAGCAAAAGCAAAAUAAGAGAACAAUUAGUGCUAAACAUAAUCAUCAGCAAUCUUAAAAAGUAAUUCAUUAGCAUGGCCAGAUUGCUACUAUUAAUGACGAUAAAGAGAUAAAGGUUGAGAAAGCAAUCUUGGAUUUGAACGAACUAAAGUCGCAAAUGUUCAGUGAGAAAAAUUCCAACAUCAAUGCCACCAACAAAGAUUAACAGAUGCGAAAGACAAAUUUUUCCAAUUUUUAGCAGACCUCUUACUCAACUUAAAGUGCAUUUACUCAUAAUUAAUAAAAUAAUUUAGGUUUAAAUGGACCUAUCAAACCUAAGAAUGAGACUAUAUACUCAAACUAAAACAAUAUUAGCAAUCUCAGCAAUUAAGCUGCCCCUAUUAAUUUGCAAUAACAGUAGCUUCCAUCUGUCACCUAAACUAGUUUUUUUAGUAACUCAACCUAAUUUAACUUCAACAAAGCCUAAAGUCUCACUAGUAAUAUUGAUAAUUUAGAUAGAGAUCAGUUAAGAGAAAGGUUAUUAGUAGCUGAGACACUUAUGAAAAAGCUAUAUAACAGAAAUAAAGAACUAGAACAAGAAAUUGAAUAGAACAACAAUUAUGGUGGUGGUAAUAAAAGCAUGAAUUCAUAGAUUCCUGAUAUCAAUUAAAAAGAAUACAUGAAGGAUGCUAAUGAUUUGACUACAAUUGAAGAUAAGAAUAUGUAAGUUUCAGACUUGGGACUAGUCGAGCAGCUCAAACAGAGAGAAGAUUAACUUAUUAGGGAGUUAGAAGAAAAAUAACAAGAGAUUGAUGAUUUGAAGCAUUAGAACUAGGAAAUUAUUAAAAAAUAAAGUGAUGAUAAGAAUACAAACUAUAGCUAUUUCCUGGAGGAGAAAUUAGCUGAAAGUUAACUAGAAAAUAGAAGAAUGCUACUGAAAUACACUGAAAUUAGAAAUUUCGCUUAUCAAUAAAUCGAAUAGCAUAUCAAAUAGAUGAAUAAGAAGAGAAAUAAUAAUAUUCAAAACAAUAAUCUUUAGGUUUACAAGCAGAUGAUUGAGAGAGAGCGUAAGCAUUGGUAGUAUGAAAUCGAGAAUAAAUAGUAAUAGAUUGACAGAUUUUAGUUAACUAUUAAGGACCAAGAGUAAUCAGUCAAAGAUAUCAAAGAAAGAGUUUUAGAAUUAGAGGAUGAGAUUGAAACAAGAGAUGCAUGCGAAGCUAAAGUCUAAGAGUACGUUAAGACAAUUGUUGAAAAAAAUGAAUAACUAUAGUAAUAGCUAAAGUAGAAAAGUUGA